Messenger RNA from Melospiza melodia melodia, 471 nucleotides. Its product is annotated as cytochrome b-c1 complex subunit 8. The record is from RefSeq and is a predicted model, not a curated record. The coding region runs from base 63 to 311 and encodes 82 amino acids. Lineage: Eukaryota; Metazoa; Chordata; Aves; Passeriformes; Passerellidae. The transcript is spliced from 2 exons. Gene Ontology annotation, biological process: mitochondrial electron transport, ubiquinol to cytochrome c.
CGCCGAGGCAGUUCCGGGGCGGGCGGCGGCCAUUGCGCUGUGACCGAGGGGACACCGCGGCCAUGGGGAAGCACUUCGGGAACCUGGCGCGGGUGCGCCAUGUCAUCUCCUACAGCCUGUCGCCCUUCGAGCAGCAAGCCUUCCCCAACGUCCUGUCCCACGGCGUCCCCAACCUGGCCCGCCGCUUUGCCUCCCAGGUGUUGAAGGUGGUGCCCCCCCUGGCCCUCGGUUACCUGAUUUAUUCCUGGGGGAACCAGGAGUUCGAGCGGCUCAAGAGGAAGAACCCGGCUGACUACGAGUGCGACCGCUGAGCAGGAGCAGUGCCCGGUGCCCACGAGCAGGGCCCGGUGACCAGGAGCAGUGCCCACGUGGCUCCGGAGCUCCCCGGGACCUGCUGUGCUUGUUCCCAUGGCCAGAGGGGAUUAACAGGGAGAUAAGCCUUGGCUAAUAAACUGUAACUUUGCCCCAUGA